CCGUCCGGCCGCCCCGCCCCGCGGCCCCGGUCCGCCCCGUCCGGUGGGGCGACGAGCCGCAUGGAGGCCGGCUGAGGAACACCGCCCAGCCUCGGCUUCACUCACUGGUGUCAGGAGCUGCCACCCAGCUAUGGACGAGCAGGAGGACCAGCCACCCCGCGAGGCUGACCCAGAACCCGUCGUGACAUCAGGGGGUUCGGAGGUGGUGCCCAGGGUGCUUCCUGGAGAGCCCCAGAACCUGUCCGACGUGGACGCCUUCAAGCUGCUCCUGGAGAUGAAGCUGAAGAGGAGGCGUGCGCGGCCCAGCCUGCCACGUACGGUGACCGAGCUGGUGGCCGAGGAUGGGAGCAGGGUGUACGUGGUGGGCACGGCCCACUUCAGCGAUGACAGCAAGAAGGACGUGGUGAAGACUAUCCGGGAGGUGCAGCCUGACGUGGUGGUGGUGGAGCUCUGCCAGUACCGUGUGUCCAUGCUGAAGAUGGACGAGCGCACGCUGCUGCGGGAGGCCAAGGAGCUCAGCCUGGAGAAGCUGCAGCAGGCCGUGAGGCAGAACGGGGUCAUGUCUGGACUCAUGCAGAUGCUUCUGCUGAAGGUGUCAGCCCACAUCACUGAGCAGCUGGGCAUGGCCCCUGGCGGCGAGUUCAGGGAGGCUUUCAAGGAGGCCAGCAAGGUGCCUUUCUGCAAGUUCCAUCUGGGCGAUCGGCCCAUCCCUGUCACCUUCAAGAGGGCCAUCGCCGCGCUCUCCUUCUGGCAGAAGGUCAAGCUGGCCUGGGGCCUGUGUUUCCUGUCGGACCCGAUCAGCAAGGAUGAUGUGGAGCGGUGUAAGCAGAAGGACCUGCUGGAGCAGAUGAUGGCGGAGAUGAUCGGCGAGUUUCCGGACCUGCACCGCACCAUCGUCUCCGAGCGUGACGUCUACCUGACCUACAUGCUGAGGCAGGCCGCCCGCCGCCUGGAGCUGCCGCGUGCCUCCGAUGCCGAGCCCAGGAAGUGCGUCCCCUCCGUGGUGGUGGGUGUUGUGGGCAUGGGCCACGUCCCCGGCAUCGAGAAAAACUGGACCACUGACCUCAACAUCCAGGAGAUCAUGACUACUGCCUGCAGAAGGCGUCCGAGGUCUGGCCGCACAAGUAGGAAGGACAGAGGGAGCCACCACACCCGAGAGGACCGCCACAGUUGCUCCGGUGUUACAGCCAAGGGGCUCCUGGGUGCCACCCGCCGUGGGGGUCCAGUCCCAGCCUCGCCUGCCCUCCCUCAACCCACCCGAAUAAAGAAUUAUUUAACCGUCUGAGCGCAGGCUUCCCAGAGCCCCCACCGCCCCCUCUGCUCAGGGCCCUCAGGAAGGUCACGGCGGCAGGAUGACCUGGCGGGAGAGGGGCUGAGGCUCCCCCACACCCUCUGGCCCCAGGUAGAGCGUGUGGGCCACAGCCGGCCAUCGCUCACCUCACUGUGCCUUCUCUCCUCCAGUAGGGGCUUCUCACGGUGGGUUCUGGGCCAGCAUGUUGGGAAGGGCAGGGUGGCCCCACGAAGCCCUUGGGUGCAGCUCCUUGGGGUACCCCCCGCAGAGGGUGGCUUGGCCAAGCUUGGCGGCCCUGGAUGUGCGCCAGCAAAGCUCUGUCUGCAGAGAUUGUUUUUGGCUUUUAAAAAUGUCUGAAACUUUUUUACUCAGGUAAUUUUAACUUAAAACAAACUGAAGCAAAUGUCAGGAAAUACAAGCCUUAACUCCACUUGGGACAAAGAGAGCAUCUUUUUCUUGGAGUCUCAGCUCCAAGAGGACGAGCAUGUGGGGAGGAUCGGCUUGGGCUGCAGGGAGCCAGGCCGGCCACCUGGCAGCGGGGCCGGGGUUGCGGCCCUCUGGGGCGUGCGCCUGGCUGGGCCGCGGCGGGUCGAACCUGCUCCCGGUGCGUCUGGUGGAGGCACCUGGGGUCACCCCGCCCUCAGUGGAUAGGCGGCAUGUCCUCUGGGGCCCUCCACCUUGCAUGUGAGCCCACCUUGGGCUGGGACUGGUUGGCCCAGGACCAAGCUGGCCCCACACAACACUUCCACCCAUUCGUCACCUGUGUGCACAGUCUCCUGGUCACCUGUUUACGACGCAGCCUCUGCACCCUGUCUGGGGCCCAGGGUUCACGUUUGAUUGUGUUUGUGUUGAUUCGGUGUCUGCCUGAAUCCAGUGAAGCCCACAGCAUGCGCUGGGGGGCCUCAGGCUGGACCGUAACUGUCGUUCGCACGCGCGUGUGUGCGCCUCUAAGAAGCUGAAAUAAAGCCUACUUUUGGAA
Messenger RNA from Camelus dromedarius (Arabian camel), 2270 nucleotides. RefSeq names its product TraB domain containing (gene TRABD). The transcript is spliced from 10 exons. Bases 131 to 1285 code for a protein of 384 amino acids. The record is from RefSeq and is a predicted model, not a curated record. NCBI's taxonomy places the organism in Eukaryota, Metazoa, Chordata, Mammalia, Artiodactyla, Camelidae.